Molecule: messenger RNA, 1673 nt
Organism: Populus nigra (black poplar)
Lineage: Eukaryota; Viridiplantae; Streptophyta; Magnoliopsida; Malpighiales; Salicaceae
Product: transcription factor SPATULA
Exons: 7
Coding region: 175-1314 (379 amino acids)
Cellular component (GO): nucleus
Molecular function (GO): protein dimerization activity
Source: RefSeq, a predicted model, not a curated record
AGCAAACCUCAACAAGAGUUUUUGAUUUAUAAACCCCGCCCCUAACAGUCGAACUCUCAAAAAGCUCCAGCAAUGCUUCUAGCUUUAGCUCUCCUCUGCUCUGUCAUUACAUUUUAUGGUUCAAAAACCGAAUUAUCACCCCUGCCAGCAACAAAUAGCUAAAAGCAGAGAGUGAUGGGAGAUGUCUACAAUAACGAAACCAACAACAUUAAUAACACCUGCUCAGCUUCCUCUUCUUCUCGUCAUUACCACCGUUCAACAGACGAUAUCUCACUUUUCCUCCAUCAAAUUCUUCCCCGUUCACCUUCAUCAACGUCUUCUUCCUCAUUUGUAGGCCCACAGACGCUGCAGCCAUUUUCAGUGCCAGCCCCCUUUGAUGAUCCUCUUCGAUCGGGAGUGAUCUUAGGUGUGGGCUCGAGUGGUGGAGGUGGUGGUGCUCUUUGGUCUGGGAAUGUGAGAACGAGACUGAUCAUGAGUGAGAACGAGACUGAUCAUGAGUGUGAUUGUGAAAGCGAGGAGGGUUUGGAAGCUUUAAUAGAUGAGAUAUCAGCCAAGCCAGCUCCUCCACGAAACUCAAAGAGAACAAGAGCUGCAGAAGUUCAUAAUUUGUCUGAAAAGAGGAGGAGGAGCAGGAUCAAUGAGAAAAUGAAGGCACUGCAAAAUUUGAUUCCAAAUUCCAGCAAGACAGAUAAGGCUUCAAUGCUGGAUGAAGCUAUUGAGUAUCUCAAGCUGCUCCAGCUCCAAGUACAGAUGCUAUCAAUGAGAAAUGGAACAAGUUUGCAUCCAAUGUUUUUACCUGGUGUACUGCAGCCAUCACAACUCUCUCAGGUGAGAAUGGGAUUCGAUGAAGAAAUUGGAUCCAAGCAUAUGAAUAUGACAACCUCCGUUCCUUUGGAUGGAGAAGCUCGGCUACAGACCAUGCUCACUCUUCCAGACCAUUGCACUUCUUCAAACCAGGCAUCAAAUCCAGUACAUUCUGAAACCUCAUCUGGUUUCCAAUCAACUAUCCAGGCUCAUUUCAGCCCCUUUCCACUUCGUGUCUCUUCUGAGGAAACUUGGAGGAAAGACAUUUUACCAGGUCAGCAAUUGAAUGUAAGUCAUGCUGAAAGGAGCCCAUCAGAAUUUGAGUUGGCAGCCGCAGUUACAACUUCACUUCCCUUUGGGAUACAAGCAUGUGACUUGAAGGACAGUAUCUCUCUAGAAGCUUGCGUGAUAGGAAGAGACCAGAAUGAAGGCGUGUGCUUGGAGAAUAUGGAGCACAAUCUUAUACUUUCUCAAGAUCUGAAUAGGUUUGAUAAAUUCAUUUUCAUUUAGCUCUUGCAUUCAUGUCUUAAUUUGACUUGGCAUGCUAUAUAUAUAUAUACACCAUCACUCGAACAGGAAGAGGCGCGGGCAAUCAUGAAAUAGAGAUAGAAAAACUAGAUAUUUGAAGCAUGUCAGGCUGAUUUUACUGGCUAACUGUUGGGAUUUGGCGUAGCUAGAUUUCCUUGAGCAAAUAUUUUAUGUUUGUUUAUGUUAUCGUGAAGGGCCUCCACCAGAAGAUAGGCAUCCUAGACGUGCUUCUAGCUGCAACUAAACAGAGAACUUGUUAGCAUUUUGCUUUAGCUGGUAUAUUAAUGAAAACGAUGAUAAGGAUUUGUGAAAUAUAUAUAUUAACUAAUGUUUUUUCUUAA